Chanos chanos (milkfish) is the source of this 3032-nucleotide messenger RNA. RefSeq names its product SEC14 and spectrin domains 1 (gene sestd1). The coding region runs from base 327 to 2432 and encodes 701 amino acids. The record is from RefSeq and is a predicted model, not a curated record. Gene Ontology annotation, molecular function: phosphatidylinositol-3-phosphate binding; phosphatidylinositol-5-phosphate binding; phosphatidylinositol-4-phosphate binding. The transcript has 19 exons. NCBI's taxonomy places the organism in Eukaryota, Metazoa, Chordata, Actinopteri, Gonorynchiformes, Chanidae.
GCUCCUAAAACUGUAAAAAAAAAAUAGCUAAUUUGCACAACUUCCGGGCCAUCAACAAAAUCUGUCAGUGUUCUGAAAACAACAUUGCUAUUCGACAGAAGACGACUGAAGUCUGUAACUGAAAACUACUCACAGCUGUGCUACAGCAGGUCAGGCAUCGCUGAGACACAAACGCAAAGUGACCACGUUCAUCCGAGCUCUUUCUCUCUGCGCUCUGCUCUGCAUCCUGCUUUCAGAACAUGGGCAAAGACAGAAAUGAAUGAAGAUGUGCUUGACAUUUUGAAUCAUUUUUGAGCUUACAGAUUUGAGUAUUGACGUUUAGCAGUAUGGAGGCCACAACAAUAUUGCCUGUCCUGAAGAAAAAACUGGCUUUUCUGUCAGGAGGGAAGGACAGACGCAGUGGGUUGAUCCUGACCAUACCAUUAUGCACAGAACAGACCAGCAUGGAAGAGCUCAGCACUACCCUGGACUACCUCCUAAGUAUACCCAGUGAGAAAUGCAAAGCCCGUGGUUUCACUGUCAUUGUGGAUGGGAGAAAGUCCCAGUGGAACAUUGUGAAGACUGUUGUCCUGAUGCUGCAGAAUGUGAUUCCAGCAGAGGUGUCUCUGGUGUGUGUGGUGAAGCCUGAUGAGUUCUGGGACAAGAAGGUGACCCAUUUCUGUUUUUGGAAGGAGAAGGACAGGUUAGGCUUUGAGGUGAUUCUGGUGUCUGCCAAUAAACUGACACGCUACAUAGAGCCCUGCCAGCUGACUGAUGAGUUUGGAGGAUCUUUGGUUUACGACCACAUGGACUGGCUCAACAAGAGACUGAUCUUUGAAAAAUUCACUAAAGAAUCCACGUCACUGUUGGAUGAGCUCGCCGUCAUUAAUGAAAAUGAGAAGGGAAACCAGCCAGACAAAGACAGGCCCCCAGACUGCUCUGUGCUGCCGUCCUUUGAUCCAGAGACAGUGCUGCAGACUGGACACGAGCUGCUGUCGGAGCUGCAGCAGCGCCGUUUUAACGGCUCAGAGGGCGGGACGGCCUGGUCGCCCAUGGACGACGAGCUCCUGGCCCAGCCGCAGGUCAUGCAGCUGCUGGACUCCCUGAGGGAGCAGUACACCAAGUACCAGGAGGUGUGUCGGCAACGCAGCAAGCGCUCCCAGCUGGAGGAGAUUCAGACCAAGGUCAUGCAGGUUGUGAAUUGGCUGGAGGGUCCCGGCACGGAGCAGCUGCGGAAUCAGUGGGGGAUCGGGGACUCCAUCCGAGCCUCCCAGGCCCUCCAACAGAAACACGAGGAGAUCGAAAGUCAACACAGCGAAUGGUUUGCGGUCUAUGUGGAGCUGAACCAGCAGAUCGCUGCCUUGCUGAGUGCGGGCGAUGAGGAAGACCUCGUGGAGCUGAAGAGCCUUCAGCAGCAGCUGAGUGACGUUUGCUACAGACAGGCCAGCCAAUUGGAAUUCAGACAGAACGUUCUACAGUCUGCCCAUGAGUUUCACAGCACUGCCCAUGAUCUGUCCCAGCAGCUGGACGGCCUGCUGGGCAUGCUCUGUGCCGACGUCGCCCCCGCCGACGCCUCUGCCAUCCAACAGACUCUCAAACACCUGGAGGAGAAACUCAAGAGCGUCGAGGGAGCCCUGCAGGGCCUCAGAGAGAAAGGACAGGCUCUGCUCGACCAAAUGUCCAAUCAGACGUCCUGGUCCUACGGGAAGGACGCCCCUAUAGAGAACAAAGAAAAUAUCGACCAUGUCCACAAUGUCAUGGAAGACAUGCAGCUUCGAAAACAAAGGUGUGAAGACAUGGUGGAUGUCAGGAGACUGAAGAUGCUUCAGAUGGUUCAGCUCUUUAAGUGUGAAGAGGAUGCCUCACAGGCAGUAGAGUGGCUUGGUGAACUUCUUGAUGCUCUGCUGAAAACCCAUAUCAGGCUUGGGGAUGAUUCCCAGGAAACCAAAGUCCUACUGGAGAAACACAAGAAGUUUGUGGAUGUCGCCCAGAGCACAUAUGACUACGGUAGACAGCUGCUCCAGGCAACAGUGGUUCUGUGUCAGUCUCUCCGCUGUACCACACGUUCAUCUGGAGACACGCUUCCCAGACUCAACCGCGUGUGGAAGCAGUUCUCCGUCACAUCUGAGGAGAGACACCACAGGCUGGAGAUGGCCAGCGCCUUCCACACAGCCACUGAGAAGGUCCUGAGAGAGAGCCCAGAGCCGGCUGACUUUACCCUGGAGCCGGAGGUGUGCGAGGAGGUGGAGACGGUGGGCAAGUCUCUGCUGGAGAGACUGACUGUACCGGUCAUCUUUCCAGAUGGGAGUGAGCAAUAUUUCGGCAGUCCUGGGGAUAUGGCAUCGUCUGCGGAGAACAUCCGGGAAAAGAUGAAACUGGUUGAGGAGAAGAGGUUUCAGCAGGAGGAGACCGUGCAGCUGCAGGAGGAGGAAACCGCUUCUCCAGAAAGCUAAUGGAGCCUUCUCUCCACGCAGACCUCCUCCCCUGCAGACGCCUGACUCUCACGUGUUCCCUCAGCUCCGUUCAUCAGCGGGUGUCGCUACAUUCUCUCCAUCUCGGUUACACUCAGCCUGGCCAAGCCGUCUGGAUUUACCCGCCGUAGUUAAAGAUAGCACGGCCGCGUGGACCGCGUAGACUGCUCGCAUGGGCCGUGGAACACUAAAAAGACUGCACUGAACUCUCUCCCCCUCUAUAGCUUUACCCUGCUUCUUCACCUGGCCCAUACAGACAGGUGACUCAGGCUUACGCGGUGCUACUUACAGCGUAGAAUGUUCAUACCACACCCUCUCUCUCCAUCUCUCUCCAUACUGCUGCCUCUGUGCUGUAGAGGUCUCUGUGUGCUUGUGCUUUCUCUCCUCAUUGACAUUAGGCAAUGUAUUUUUGUUUUUGUGUGUGUGUGUGUGUUUUUUCUAAUUUGAUGCUUUCUGGUGAGCAAUACCAAAAGUAGUUUCUGCAGCUUUUUUCUUUUCUUUUUAUCCUUGUGCCGUCAUAAAAGUGCAGUGAGACAAACAAUGCCAAACAGAUGUGGAGUGUCCUGUGUGUGUGGGCUGUGU